UAAAAUCAAAAUAGAAAUAAGAAAAGGAAAAGAAAUGCAUCUCCCUCUAUUGAUUACCAUCUCAGUCAUCGCCAUCUCCCUAGCGUACAAGCUUUACCAACGGCUAAGGUUCAAGCUUCCGCCAGGUCCACGAUCAUGGCCGGUGGUCGGGAACCUUUACGACAUAAAGCCUGUUAGGUUCCGGUGUUAUGCGGAGUGGGCGCAGGCCUAUGGUCCAAUUAUAUCCGUCUGGUUUGGUUCGACUUUGAACGUGAUUGUGUCGAAUUCGGAACUGGCCAGGGAGGUUCUGAAAGAGAAUGAUCAACAGUUGGCGGAUAGGCAUAGGAGCAGAUCAGCGGCAAAGUUUAGCAGAGAUGGACAGGACCUUAUAUGGGCUGAUUACGGACCUCAUUAUGUGAAGGUAAGGAAAGUUUGCACGCUGGAGCUUUUCUCUCCGAAGAGGCUCGAAGCUUUGAGACCAAUCCGAGAAGAUGAGGUAACUGCCAUGGUUGAAUCCAUCUUCAACGACUGCAACAAUCCUGAUGCAGAAAGCAAGGGUAAAAGUUUGCCUGUAAGGAAAUACCUAGGAACAGUAGCAUUCAACAACAUAACAAGGCUGGCGUUCGGGAAGCGUUUUGUCAACUCGGAGGGCAUAAUGGACGACCAAGGCCAAGAAUUCAAAGCCAUUGUGGCAAACGGACUUAAGCUGGGUGCGUCACUUGCCAUGGCAGAGCACAUUCCAUGGCUCCGUUGGAUGUUUCCUCUGGAAGAGGAGGCAUUCGCCAAGCAUGGGGCUCGGAGGGACCGUCUCACCAGAGCUAUCAUGGAGGAGCACACCCUCGCGCGCCACAAGAGCGGCGGUGCCAAGCAGCACUUUGUUGAUGCCUUGCUCACAUUGCAAGACAAGUAUGACCUUAGCGAGGACACCAUUAUUGGACUUCUUUGGGACAUGAUCACUGCAGGCAUGGACACAACAGUAAUCUCAGUGGAGUGGGCAAUGGCUGAGAUAGUCAGAAAUCCGAGAGUGCAGCAAAAGGCACAAGAGGAGCUAGAUCGUGUGAUAGGGUUCGAACGGGUGAUGUCUGAAACUGAUUUCUCAAGCCUGCCUUACCUGCAAAGCGUAGCCAAGGAGGCACUAAGAUUGCACCCUCCAACUCCCCUAAUGCUGCCCCACCGUGCCAAUGCCAAUGUUAAAAUUGGUGGCUACGACAUCCCCAAGGGAUCAAAUGUGCACGUUAACGUCUGGGCCGUCGCCCGUGAUCCGGCUGUGUGGAAGGACCCUGAAGAGUUCCGGCCCGAGAGAUUCCUGGAGGAGGACGUGGAUAUGAAGGGUCAUGAUUUCCGGCUACUUCCGUUUGGUGCAGGGAGGAGGAUAUGCCCCGGUACACAACUUGGGAUCAAUCUGGUCACGUCCAUGCUGGGUCACCUGUUGCACCAUUUUAGCUGGACGCCGGCUGAGGGAGUCAAGCCUGAGGAAAUCGACAUGCUUGAAAAUCCUGGAAUGGUUGCUUAUAUGAGGACUCCAUUGCAGGCUAUGGCCACUCCUAGGUUGCCUUCCCAUCUGUACAAACGUGUGGCUGUGGAUGUCUAAGUUUUCCCUCAAUUUCUUCUUGUCGUUCAUCCGUAGAUUUUGGAUUGAGUUCGGUUCUACUAUGUACUAAGUCAUCUGUUAUGCUCAUUGGUCAGAAGAAGAGGACCAAAUAAAACCACAAUAUAUAUAUAUGAUUUCCGGACGUAAAUUAUACUGUAUAACUCUUAUAUAAAGUUUUUGUUAGAUUCUUCCAAAUAAUUAAA
Theobroma cacao (cacao) is the source of this 1773-nucleotide messenger RNA. RefSeq names its product cytochrome P450, family 98, subfamily A, polypeptide 3 (gene CYP98A3). The record is from RefSeq and is a predicted model, not a curated record. Gene Ontology annotation, molecular function: heme binding; monooxygenase activity; iron ion binding. Lineage: Eukaryota; Viridiplantae; Streptophyta; Magnoliopsida; Malvales; Malvaceae.